Corylus avellana is the source of this 1821-nucleotide messenger RNA. RefSeq names its product E3 Ubiquitin ligase family protein (gene DAL1). Gene Ontology annotation, biological process: organelle organization; protein ubiquitination. The record is from RefSeq and is a predicted model, not a curated record. NCBI's taxonomy places the organism in Eukaryota, Viridiplantae, Streptophyta, Magnoliopsida, Fagales, Betulaceae. Gene Ontology annotation, molecular function: ubiquitin-protein transferase activity.
ACUUAGUGGCGAGGCAAUGCGCACGAUAAGCGGUGGACACCCAGCAGGCGUAUCUUAGCAACAUCCAACUCAAAGCCUGCGCAUCCCCCACACUCCCUCGCUCUUACUUCACCCCCUCCUCCACUCCUCGCACCCGAUUCUCUCUCUCUCUCACAUUUUCUUUUCCAAUCUCUAUUUCCCCGGGAAACAAACGGGAAACGAAUAGUAUUUUUUUUUUCUUUAAGAAAUAAAAACUUGUAAUUACGAGUUUUAUUUAUUCUAUUCCCGAACCUUCGUGAAUCGUUUCCCUCUCUCUCUUCUUCCAGAUUGGAUUUUCUCAAUCCUUCGCGGUGCUUCUCUGCUGAUCGUUUUUUUUUUUACCUGCAAUGAAAAGCUUCACAAAAAGUGCUUGAAAUUAGGGUUUCUUGGUUUGGUGGUGGAGCUGAUUGGAGAUGGUGAUUCCGUGGGGUGGACUCAGUUGCUGUUUGAGUGCAGCUGCUCUUUACGUUCUCGGAAGGAGCAGUGGAAGGGAUGCGGAGAUUCUUAAGACGGUUACUCGGGUGAAUCAGUUGAAGGAAUUGGCACAAUUUUUGGAUGCUGGGUGUAUAUUACCUUUGGUUGUCACAAUUUCUGGAAGAGUUGGUUCUGAAACCCCAAUCAGCUGUGAGUUCAGUGGUUUACGGGGUGUAAUUGUAGAGGAAACGGCAGAACAACAUUUUUUGAAGCACAAUGAUGCUGGCUCAUGGAUACAGGAUUCUGCUUUGAUGCUAUCCAUGAGUAAAGAGGUUCCAUGGUAUCUGGAUGAUGGAACUGGCCGUGUAUAUGUCGUGGGAGCUCGAAGUGCAUCGGGUUUUGUAUUACCGGUUGGAAGUGAGGUGUUUGAAGAGUCAGGAAGAUCCCUUGUUCGUGGAACAUUAGACUAUCUUCAAGGCCUAAAGAUGCUUGGAGUCAAGCGAAUUGAACGAGUUCUUCCCACUGGUACUUCCUUGACUGUUGUUGGUGAGGCUGUCAAAGAUGAUGUUGGAACAGUUCGGAUUCAACGACCCCAUAAAGGACCAUUCUAUGUUUCUCCCAAAGCUAUUGAUCAGCUCAUAGCAAAUCUUGGGAAGUGGGCGAGAUGGUAUAAGUACGCAUCUAUGGGUUUGACAGUGUUUGGUGUUUAUCUCAUUGCUAAGCGUACUUUCCAAUAUAUUAUGGAAAGAAGGCGACGUUUGGAGUUGCAGAAAAGGGUUCUGGCUGCCGCUGCCAAGAGAUCAGGGCAAGAUAAUCAAGAUUUAAAUGAAAAGGCUGACAACGAAACAGAUGGUGCCAAAAGAGUAAUGCCAGAUAUAUGUGUCAUAUGUCUUGAGCAGGAGUACAAUGCCGUUUUUGUCCCGUGUGGUCAUAUGUGCUGUUGUAUAACAUGCUCUUCGCACUUGACCAACUGUCCUCUUUGCCGGCGACGAAUCGAGCAGGUAGUGAAGACAUUCCGCCAUUGAUGUUCUGCAUCUAUAAGUUAACCAAUUAUACCAGAUGAUCAGACCUGGAGGAUUGUACUUCACCUUUGGGAAUGUCAAAGGCCUAAAAUGUUCUUCAUCGGGACAAUUUAUCUUCACUAGAUGGGGUAAAAGCUGCAUUCAGCCUUCACUACAGCUUUUUCUGUUAGCGAGUUUGAAACCUACUUGUGUUUGGAGAAAUAUUCCCAACAUGAUUACAUUGUAAUUUAGUGAUUGAUGAGUGUCUUGUUGGGAUCUUCUGAAUUGUAAAUGAUCUACAGCCAGACAACCCUGUAAAUCAAUGUUGCCCAAGUAUGGAUAAAUUUCUAUCAAUUAAGAGAUGCUGUGUAGUUCAUAUGUUCGAUUA